This is a messenger RNA of Geodia barretti, 759 nucleotides long. Lineage: Eukaryota; Metazoa; Porifera; Demospongiae; Tetractinellida; Geodiidae. The record is from the annotation of a GenBank genome assembly.
AUGUCUCUCCUCAGAUCUGGUGUCAGUCUCUCUAUAGUCCUGUUACUGAGUGUCUACUUCUCCAUUUGUUUUGGUGAAAACUCCUCCAGCAGACGGGGAGAGGAGGAAGUGGUGGUGGUGGUGGAGGAAGAUGGAGGAGACACAACGAGUAGCACAGGCUCGUGUCAGCUGGAGUGUCUUCGAGGAAGAGACGGCAGAGAUGGCAGAGACGGAGUCCGGGGAGAGAAGGGAGAGAGGGGAAGCGUCGGCACCGCUGGGGAGAAGGGAGAGGUGGGGGGAGGUGAAAAAGGUGAAAAGGGACAAAUGGGAGACAAAGGAGCACUUGGUCCGAAUGGUCCUCCAGGAAUGAAGGGGUCAAAGGGAGAGGCAGGGGGAACAGGAAAUCGUGGUAGUGAAGGUCCCACUGGUCUACGAGGACAAAAAGUCUACGGAGUGGGCUAUCAGAGCAGUCCAGCUGGAGUCAGUGGUCAGAGCAUUCCCUGCACCGUAUGCUACUCCUCUCUCAGACCCACCGUCGUGAUGAUUCCUGCCAAGCUGACCUGUCCACCUCACUGGACCAGCGAGUACACCGGAUACCUCAUGACUAGCAGCGGUCGUCGCAGCAGACACGAGUGUGUGGACCAGAGCCCAGAGUCGCUCAGUGGGACUGCUGCCUAUCAGUUUUAUCCACUGAAUGUUGGCUGUAAUGGUGCUGAGCUCACCUGUCCUCCCUACAGCUCAACUGGCAAUGCUCUCACUUGUGCUGUGUGCAGUCGCUAG